CUUCUACACUCGGAUGUGACCGGUUGUAUAGCUUAUUUAUCGAAGAACUUUCACGGGGGUUAAACAGCACUAAAUUUACCCAAGGGGAAGAAACUGAGAUAGACAAAGGAAGAGAGAGAGAGAGAGAGAGAGAGAGAGAGAAGAAACAACGUAGCGACUUAAUUGUUCGAGUUUGCUUCUGCCCUAUUGAUUGGUUAACGGUGAUUUGUGACGUUUUAUGUUCAAAAUAAAUCUGAGCGUUUCUAUUUUUUUUUUUUUUCAUUACAAUUCCAUCCUCGUUUCAUUACCAUUUUAUUACAUAUAAUUAUUCAAUAUAAUUAUACAAUAGUGCUGGGCCAACUCCAAGACAUCUGCUUGACAUCUGUUCUGCAAACGUGGAACAACAGAGAAUCUCCGUCGACGUGAUCAAGACUAUCCCAUAUCCUGAUUCUAGUAAACCUACGCGAGUAUGUCUGUUAAGGGUAGUACUGAAGGGGUGAGACAGCUGAGGGUUACAUCAGGAGCCCGGCUGUCCCUAGCCUUAUUGUCCCAUUUACACUGGGAUGUUAUAUCCAAAGUUCCGCUUCUUAUACAGUCGCUACUACGCCCAUAUAGUUCGGUCAGUUCAAUAAAAUGGCUGCUUGUAAGAAACUCUAGAAAGGUUUUCUUCUUUUUUUCUCUUCUCUUCUCUUGCCUCUAUAGGCAUUUAAGAUUGAUUCAUUAGAAUUAUUGCAUUUUAUGGUAUUUAUAUGUCUGUACAGUGUUUCCUUAUCGUUAUGUACAUAUAUCUCCACAUCUGUAAACAAAGAGAAUACUGUCUUACAGGGGUGAAGAUAGUCAGAAAGCGUUUAUCGAAAAAGAGAAAAUGAACGAGACUGUUGAAGGGACAGUGGAAUCGGAUGAAAGAAGCAAAGGAGGACGAAAUGGGCCAUGUGCGAUUCUUUACGGAUCUAAUUGAGCGCAGAGAUAACAGGCCGGAUUCCACUGGGUAAUAAUACAUCUUCGCUUUGGCUUCGUUCUAAUGGCCAAACUAAUAGCUGCUGGUACCUUAACGUCCCUUAAAGGAUACUGUGAGUCACUGGUUACUUAUGUGACAAGUCCAAUCACUGCCGUCCAAUGAGGGGUAGUUUUUUUGCAUGCAUCCUGGGAGAACCCCGGAGAGAGUCAUUCGAUAGAGUCGGCGCCCUAAAUGCACGGGGUGCAGGAAAGCGACCCCCCCAAAAAAGCAGUACUGGAUGGCACGGAGUUGCAGCCAAAAGAGAAUCUAGAGGAUUUUACCGAGAGGAAAAAAAAAUCGUAUUCGAAUUCCUCGAGAGGGUCGAGUACUUUGGUAGAUCAUCCCCCGGAGUUAUGUUCCCGGGGAACCAUAAACAAUAAGUAAACGAUGGGUUAUUAUGUUGCAGGGAGUAAAACGACAGUCAAGGGAAGGAGCCCGUCUGCAGAGAUACGAUAAUCCCGUUACAAGGAGGAUGCUGCUGGUCCACUCGAAGGAGUUUCGGCGGUCAUCAUCAAACGAAGAAAACAUUUCCAAUCGAAGCGGCACGAAGAUUAAUUUCAAUUUCAAACGCACCAAGACGCGGACACGCUUCGCCGAUCACGAAUGCCUCUAAAAUUGAACGGAUUCAGGAUGCUGUGAUCCUCCUUAGAGCAGAAUCACUUUACUACAUAAAUCACUCUCUAUGGAACGAUUUUUAUACAGAUACGUGUCACGUAUUGCACCCGACACAAAGAACCUACCCAACAGAGUUCAAUAAGACUCUACCGCCCAUGAGACAAAUGGCACGUGGCCCGCAUGGGACAGAAAUCGAAGAAUAUUCAGCACCGAAUUCGCAAGAAAUUAGGCGUGAAAUGCGCCAUGUGCUUCGAAUAUUUCUGCCUCCGAUUCCAGCCGCACGUUUAGACAAUUCUUGGUGCUACCGGAAACCCGCUUCACCAUCUCACGUAAAUCGCUUCCUGGUCAAGCGUUUGAUCUAUAUUCUUACAUACGUGCAUCUAUCCCUAUGCAAACUCGGAGAACUGAUCUUCCCACGGGUUGAGACUAUAAAGUGGAUUGAUGCCAGACAGAAAGUAACAAGAAGGCAGUAUCGUGCGUCUAACCUGGCUGUGAAAAGAGUGUCAAUCUCAAUAAACUGGACUAUACGAUCGAGACGUGUGUAAGCGAGGAAUACACUGACGUAGUUACAACUGCAGGAGGCAAUGCCGACGAAGAAGCGGCCGCCAUUGUCUGUCCUGGGACCACGGAGCCCACGAAAAGUCCACACAUUAACAAGUCGCGCUUGACCAUACGUUCACCGUACCUCCAAUGUUCCCUCUCGCCUUUUGUAUUCCGGUACAACGUAGCACUGAGUUCGCGUAAAAUACGAGAAAACUUAUUUGUCGUAUAAAAUUUGGCUGCUACGCACUGUGUUAAGGCGUUAAGGGACAAUUGAUUGUCUCUUAGGAUCAUAAGUGUAUAAUAUAUAAUAACUGAAGUAUAUAGUUGAUCGGUAACAGAGUAUGUACAAAUCUAAACGUACACGAUACGGUGGGCAUACGGUUAAGUACCAGAAGAAGAAUUGGAUGAAAAUUUGGAAAAAUCAAGCGAAAGAAUUUUGUCUGGCUACUGGAAUUCAUGGAUACAAAUACAUAGCUCAGGAUCAUAGAUCAAAAAUCGAAAGAAUUUUAUGGGGCAUUGUGGUACUGGCACUCCUAAUAUGUGCGUUGAUACUGAUGAAAAUGACUUGGGAUUAUUAUUCAGAACAUUCGACUCUCACUGUCCUCGAAUCCACUCACUAUGGAAUUUGGAAUUAUCCAUUUCCCGCUGUGACUGUAUGUAACAUUAAUCGCGUGUCGCGUUCGCUAGCUACGAGGUUUAUCGAAACACUAAACGCACUGGACAACAAUACGAUAGAUAUCGAUGUCAACGACAUGAGGCUCUUAAACGAGUUAUUAGAUCCAGGCGUUUUUGGUUAUGACGUCACGAAAAAUUUAUCGCGAUUACAAGAUUAUUUUGAUAUGAAUAACUUCAGUAUUAUCGAAGUACUGUCUAAGGUUACGCCAAGAUGUGAUCGUUUGUUAUCAAAAUGCGCUUGGAACAGCGAAUUCAAAGAUUGUGAUACGAUGUUCCAGCCAGCUCGUUCUCGCGAUGGAUUUUGUUGCAGCUUCAAUUAUGUUAACCAAAAAUCUAUAGAUUCUACAAAGCCUCGGAAUAAGAUUUUUAGAUCUGACCGAGUAACCGGUUGUGGCUAUCAGACAGGAUUGACAAUUAUGGUAAAUCCUGAACCCGAGGACUAUUUUGCAGCUAUCAUAAGCUCUUAUGGUGUAAAAGUUAUGAUACACCAUCCCUUAGACUAUCCAGAUUACAAUGCUGAAAGUAAAUUUGUGGGCGUCGGUCUUCAAACUUUCUUGAACAUCGCUCCACAAGAGACGUACUCGACUGAGGGAGUGAAAGAGUUUUCCAUAUCCGCAAGAAAUUGUCUCCUUCCGAAUGAACGUGAAAGAGAAGAAGGCGUACUGCCAUACCGAAAUCUCAGUGCACUUAAACCAUCUUAUAUAAAUUGUCUGAUAGAAUGUCGCGCCACGAUAAUUCGAGAAAAGUGCGGCUGCAUUCCAUACUAUUACAAGCAGAAUGUUACGAAGGUAUGUGAUUUGAAGGAUGUCAAAUGUUUAAAAGGGAACAAGUAUUUGUAUCAAACUUUGUGGCCUGGCAUAAAUGUAUUAGAUCCUACGUUUAUACCAGAUGAAGAUACAACUCCUUGUAGCUGUAUGCCUGAUUGUGAGUAUUAUGUUUAUCCAACGGAAAGCUCACAGGGUGUUAUCGACCGAAGUAACUUUUCUCCUAACAGUGCCUUUUUCACAAACUCAACAUCUUCGAAUCUAAGUGUAAUACAUAUAUUCUUUGGUGAUUUGGUAUCGAUCCGUUAUCGCCGUGACGCGUAUCACAAUUGGCAUAAUCUCUUUGCUUCGUUUGGAGGACUGCUAGGUCUUUUUGCAGGAUUUAGUUUUAUGUCUGUUUUUGAAUUUAUAUAUUUCUUUGUGAUUCGAGUUGUUGCGGGUGUCAAUAGAAACAGAAAAAAAGAUAAUUUCACGUUAUAAUCUUAUAUUUUCAGGAAGAUAUAGUAUCAUAAACGACACUGGUAUAAAACAUAGAUAUGUGAUUUAGUUUAUUUAUUCACUAAAUUUACGGAACCCGUCACCUUGACGGAUUUCAAAUUUUAUGUUUAACCCUUAUACUCCACACUGAUACAAAUUGCGAAUUUGCAGCCAGUGUAGAAUUUAUGCGUUAAAGUUAUCGAAAUUACACAUAUAAUUUUUUAGCAAUUACGUUGACUUCAAUAAUCAAUGUCCGUAAAUCUAAUUUUAGACCGGCACAAAAGAUAUACACAUAAAUAUAUUAAUAAUAUUGUC
This is a messenger RNA of Cephus cinctus (wheat stem sawfly), 4365 nucleotides long. RefSeq names its product sodium channel protein Nach. The transcript is spliced from 17 exons. NCBI's taxonomy places the organism in Eukaryota, Metazoa, Arthropoda, Insecta, Hymenoptera, Cephidae. The record is from RefSeq and is a predicted model, not a curated record. Gene Ontology annotation, cellular component: membrane. Gene Ontology annotation, molecular function: ligand-gated sodium channel activity. Gene Ontology annotation, biological process: sodium ion transmembrane transport. The coding region runs from base 2476 to 4053 and encodes 525 amino acids.